Molecule: messenger RNA, 5783 nt
Organism: Sorex araneus (European shrew)
Lineage: Eukaryota; Metazoa; Chordata; Mammalia; Eulipotyphla; Soricidae
Gene: SH3RF3
Product: SH3 domain containing ring finger 3
Exons: 10
Coding region: 736-3141 (801 amino acids)
Biological process (GO): positive regulation of JNK cascade; positive regulation of proteasomal ubiquitin-dependent protein catabolic process; protein ubiquitination
Molecular function (GO): ubiquitin protein ligase activity; metal ion binding; protein binding
Source: RefSeq, a predicted model, not a curated record
GCCCCGAACUUCCCCGGCGCCGCGGUGCCCCCGUACGCGCUUCCGUUGCUCUGACGCUCCCGAGCCCGGGCGCGGGGCUCCGAGCGCCGGUGCCCAGCGGGCCGCUGACCAGCCCACCCGCUCGCCGCUCGCCACCGCACCCGCCCGCCGGGCACCGUCAGCGCCGCGCCUCGGCAUGGAGCUCCGGGCCAGGGCGCCCAGAUGCCCGGGCCCGUAGGCGCGCGCCGGGCUAGGGGCUGUCGGGGGGCAGCGGGCGCCGGGCUAGGGGCUCCCGGGGGUUGGGCGCGGUGGGCGCCGGGCUAGGGGCUCCCGGGGGCCGGGGGCAGCGCCCGGCUGGGUCCCCCCGCAGCCCCGGCGCAUGGAGGCGCGGCGGGCAGCUUCCCGGCCCCGGCCGCUGGCCGCGCUGAGCCGCGGGCGCCGGGACAGGUGUCGGGGCCGCCGUGACGCUGACGCCGCGCUCCCGGGCCCGGGCUGAGCGCGCGGCCGCGCACUGUCCCCGCGGGGCCAGCAGGCGCUGGGGAGGCGGCCGGGCGCUGCCCGCUGCUAGAGCCCGUGCUCGGUGCCCGCCGCUUCUGCCCGGUGCCGGUGCCCGCUGCCCGCCGCCCGCCCUCCGCCGCCUGCUGCCCGCUGCCCGCAGCGCGCCGGCCCCGGCGGGCGCCCCCAGCCGCUCCCAGACCCUCCUGGCCGUGCGCGUCCCAAGCACGGGCGAGGACGGCGGGCCCGGGCACCGACGCCAUGGACGAGUCGUCCCUGCUGGACCUGCUGGAAUGCUCCGUGUGCCUGGAGCGCCUGGACACCACGGCCAAGGUGCUGCCGUGCCAGCACACCUUCUGCCGCCGCUGCCUGGAGAGCAUCGUGUGCUCGCGCCACGAGCUGCGCUGUCCCGAGUGCCGCAUCCUGGUGGGCUGCGGCGUGGACGAGCUGCCCGCCAACAUCCUGCUGGUGCGCCUGCUGGACGGCAUCCGCCAGCGGCCCCGCCGCGCCGCCAGCCCCGCCGGCCCCGGCCCGGCCGCGGCCUCCAGCGCCCCCGGCUCCCCGCUGUCCCCUGGCCUGCGCCCGCUGACCUCCGGCAGGACCGCGCCACUCGCCAAAAAUCCCUCCCAGCUUCCCUAUGGAAAAGCCCUCUACAGCUAUGAGGGAAAGGAACCUGGCGACCUCAAGUUCAACAAGGGCGAUGUGAUAGUCCUGAGACGCAGGGUGGAUGAGCACUGGUUCCACGGAGAGCUGCAUGGGGUACAUGGCUUCCUGCCUGCCAGCUACGUGCAGUGCCUACGGCCCUUGCCACAGGCCCCACCCCAGGGCAAAGCACUUUAUGACUUUGAGAUGAAGGACAGAGACCAGGAUAAGGACUGCCUGACCUUCACCAAGGAUGAAACUCUAACUGUGAUCAGAAGAGUGGAUGACAACUGGGCCGAGGGCAUGCUGGGGGACAGGAUCGGGAUCUUCCCCCUCCUGUACGUGGAGCUCAACGACUCUGCCAAGCAGCUUAUUGAGAUGGACAAGCUAUGCCCAGCUGCCACGCCUGGCUGCCAUGCCUCCCUAUCCUCCGACCCUGCUGCUAUGGCCGGGGUGUCCCCUGGCCCCACUGGGAACAGCACAGGGGCGGUCAGUGCCUUCCAGCGGCGUGCGGAUGGCAAGAAGAAUGCCAAGAAACGACAUUCCUUCACUGCACUCAGCGCGACCCACAGGUCCGCCCAGGCCACCAGCCACAGGCAUUCCAUGGAGAUUAGCGCUCCGGUUCUGAUCAGCUCCAGUGACCCGAGGGCUGCAGCCAGAAUUGGGGACCUGGUUCAUCUUUCAUGCAGUGCUCCCACCCAGGACUCCUCAUCAGCUGGACCUUCCCCAGGAGCUGAACAGCAAGGCACAGCUCCCAAAGUCCAACUGCCCCUUAACGUGUACCUGGCACUCUAUGCUUACAAGCCCCAGAAGAAUGAUGAGUUAGAACUACGCAAAGGUGAGAUGUACCGCGUCCUUGAGAAGUGUCAGGAUGGCUGGUUUAAGGGCACAUCUCUGAGGACUGGGCUCUCAGGAGUGUUCCCUGGCAACUAUGUGACACCCGUCUCCAGGGUUCCCAUAGGAGGGGGUCCACCCCCCAGGAAUAAUUCAGUUGGAGGAUCUCCACUGGCCAAAGGGAUGGCUACAGCCAUCCAUUUAGGUGGUGGAAGUCUGAGCAGCCCAGCUUCUGCCUCCAGGUCCAGUCUGGCCCUCAGUGGCCAGCAGCACCCGGCCUCCCCCCUGUUGGGCACUUGUCUGCGGCACUCAGCCCAGCUGGCAGCCAGCCAAGCCCGGAGCACCAUCUCUCCAGCUGCCCACGCUUCAGCUCAGGCUCAGGAUCGACCAACGGCCACAGUAUCACCCCUGCGCACUCAGAACUCUCCAUCCUGCCUGGCCACUGCCAGCCUCAGGCCUCACUCUGUGGUGUCCCCACAGCACACCCACCAUCCCCCCUUGCAGACACUGGCUGGAGCCCCGGGUCCCCGGUUCAUCAUCCCACUUACAUCAGCAGCAUCAGCCAUCACCCCUCCCAAUGCCAAUGCAGCCACCCUCGGGGAGACUGGAGGGGUUCCUAUAAGUGGCCCAUCAACAUCCAGCCCCACCAAUACAGGAUGCAAAGCAGAUGAGAAAAAAAGUGAAAAGAAAGAGAAGAAGAGUGGACUAUUGAAACUUCUGGCUGGGGCAUCCACCAAGAAGAAAUCACGCUCCCCUCCUUCCAUCUCUCCGACCCAGGACCCCCAGCUGGCCGUGGAUGUCUCUCUCCAAGGCGCAGCGGGGCCGGAUGUGUCUUCACUAUUCAUGCAUGGCAGGGCAGGGUCCUGCCCCAUUGAGAGUGAGAUGCAGGGUGCCAUGGGGCUGGAGCCCCUGCACAGAAAGGCCGGCUCCUUGGAUCUGAACUUCUCUUCCUCUCCUACCAGGCAAGCGCCUCUGUCCAUGGUUGCUCUUCGCCCCGAACCCAAACUGCUUUCCAGGGAAAGGUACCGUGUGGUGGUCUCCUACCCACCCCAGAGCGAGGCAGAAAUUGAGCUGAAGGAAGGGGACAUAGUCUUUGUGCACAAGAAGAGAGAGGACGGCUGGUACGAGGGCACCCUGCAGCGCACUGGCCGCACAGGUCUCUUCCCGGGCAGCUUCGUGGAGAGCUUCUGACGCACGCUCGCCACAUCCACGCCUGGGCCUCUCCGAGAGUCUCCAGGUGCAGGGACAGGGCAUGUCUGGAUGGGAAGGAGCUCCAGGGUAUGGAGGCAGCCGUGCCUUUCCCUCAAAGCCAAUCAAGAGUUGCUCCAGGGUGCUCUCCGGCACAUGUCUCCCUCCGUGCCAUCUAAAGACACAUUCUUGAAGGGGAAGAAGCUCACACCACUAGACUCUGCUGUGACCUGCUGUGCCCAGCCUGCUGGCAGCCCUGUAAGGGCAUGGCGUGGGCAGGGGCAGGGCCACAGCAUUCAAGCAAUGACCCGUGCUUGCCUGAGGUCCCCCUGUGCUCCAUCACCUCUAUAUACCUCAGUCACCCACCACCUAGAUUCUCGGCAAGGUUGUCCCUGGCAAAGGGUCUUUGUAGGCCAGCAGCACACUGAUGGGCCUGAGCAGAGGGACUGGGCGUGGCUUCCUCUCAGUCUCUUCAGCACCACUCCUGCCAGUCUGUUCACAUGGCUUCUUUCCUACAGCAUCUUUUUAAUGCAAAGUUGUAGACUUUAUAUAUUCCAAAUAGGUCCUACAUUGCCUAUUUUUCAUACAUCUGGUGCUGCCUUUUUGUAAAAUUAGUAAUGAUUUGUUUGAAUUGAAAGAAAAACUGAAGAGACAUCAGCAGGCAGACUUCUGUAUUUACCGUGAUGUGUCUGGAGAGCUCACAACGGCACUCAGCAGGGAGACACCCCAGGGUCAGGGGGCUUAGAAAAGGCCACUUCCUAUAAACCUGACCAAAGGCCCUGGUUCUGCCUAGACAGAGGUAACUAUUAAUCAGGACUAGAGCAUUUCAAGGAAAGGCCACUAGAACUGCCUCUUGUGGAUCAGUAAAAAAAGCACAUGGAUGUGGCGCUCAGCCAGGCAGGGGACUGUCCCAUGUGUUACAGUAGAGGGCAUGACAACUUCAUUAGCAAAUUAGCAUCAUCAAAACAAAGCUGUUUUCUCUGAAAAAGCACAGUUCCUAGCCGGUGGGGUUUACUACCUUGUGAAGGCUUUUUGUUUUAAUCCACCUGCCCAGCAGGCAGUGGGAGCUGAGUUAGGAGGCAGAAGUUGCAGCAAGAACAGGUGCAGGAGGCAGGGCUGGUGGGGAAGGGUGUGUGUCGAGGGGCAUACAGCUCUGGUAAAUGGGAUCUUCUUGAGGUGAGACCCGCAGAACCUCUCCUGAGCUCCACACCAGGUUCCCUGGAGCCCGUCAGGAAGCACAGCCUCAAGAAAACACAUUGACAGUGCAGAUCAGAACCCUGCUCCGAGUUUCUCACCAGCCGAGUAUAGAGGAAUAAACUCUUCUGAUGACACAGGCCUGUCUGGUUGUUAGAAUGCCACAGAGCCGAGACGGCCCUGCCCUCUACUGGCAUGAUGCCUCAAACCCACCGAGCGGUUCCCCUUUGGAAUGUGGCUUGGCUGUUUGCUGCUGCUUCACAUUACAGUGUGACAGUACAGUACAGUGACAGGACGGUACUUAAAGACAACUCCUUUCCUCUCCAGAAGAUGAUAGUCUUAACAUAUUUAAGGACUUUUUCCUUAUACAGUUCUAGGAGAUACCCAUUUGCCAAGGGUCACCAAAUUAGUUGCCUACCAUGCACAAAUUUAUGUGCCUUUAAAACCAUGUCAUCACCAAGACCCUGCAAACAUUAACAUUAACAUAAACAUUAGACUGAGAAGCUGAGAAGUGUUUUUCUCCAACAAAGCCAGAAUUAAAUGGAAUUUCUCAGAGAAAAAGGAAAAUCUCCCUCUCUCUCUCUCUCUCUCUCUUUUUUUCAAAUUAAGGCAGUUACUAGGCAACAGUAUAUUUAGAUCUACUUGCCUCUUACAACAUGCUCUACAGAACUCUGGGUAACUAGGAAUUAUUGACCAGCCCUAAUGAUGUGGGUGAGGCCAGCAGCAGGGCUGAUGAAACUCCCCCCACCCCCACCCCCACCACACACACACACAUACCCGCAGAAAGUGUGGCUUGCAGCCAGGUGUGACGCCAGGCCUUGGUUCACCAGAGGCAACCUGAUGUGUUCCCAGUGUCACUGCUAUUUCCUUGAGACACGGAGAUGCCAUAGGCCCCGCAAGUUUCAGAGGGCAGAUACUGACCAGCCUGAGCUCAUAGCUGAGAUUUUCAGACACAGACCCACCAUCCUUUGUGACCAUUUAACCCAUCAACUAGCAGGAGCAGAAUUAGACCCUAUUCAGGCUCUCUUGCCUCAAAGGAUAAAAUCAUUUUGUUGACUAAGAUGAAACACUAUAGCUAAAACCCUGUAGUCUAUACUGGCCCAGUGACUUGAAUGUCUUGGUUGUACGGUGGCAUUUGGUGGCCGAGGUGACUUUGAAGAACCCGGUAAAGCCCACUGCUACCCUGAGGGAAGACAGUGGACAUAGAUGAUAAGGGUGGCUCAGACACAGGCUGGAGACAGGGAACUAGCCACGGGACUGCCAGGCUUCAGUCUCCCACUCUUGGGGAGUGGCUGGACAAUUGUUUGUACUUUGCACAAUUCACACCACACGCACACACACAUACACACACGUGUUAUACACAAAUGUCAGUGUGCAACUUUGAAAGAAUUGACAGUGAUGACAAAGUAUGAUGUCUGUGUUUCUGAGUCUAAAUAAAAGUGAACAUGAAC